AUGAAGUUGGUCCUUGCAGCAGUUCUUGGAGCUGCCUCCGCCAGCAAGCUGAGGCUUGGCACGGAACGUACAGCGGAGAUUGAAGGUGUGAGCCUGGAGACUGCAUAUGCAGCCUUCUUGGAGCGUCAUGGCGUGCAGCGGCUGGGCGACACCGUCUCGAGAUCGGAGCGGAUGGCAGCAUUUGCCCGAAGCCACGCGAAGGUGACGGAGCACAACAGGAAAUCCGAUCGCACGUGGACUGCUGGCCUCAACCGCUUCUCCGACCAGACGCACGAAGAGUUUGGCCGAGUACUUGGUUACCGCAGAAUGGGCACGUGGUGGAAUAGCACGACUGCCGCGUCGUUUAUCCAGACUGAUUCCGUGCAGUACGCAGAAUCCUUGGACUGGGCCUCGCAGACUCAGUCGGGCAAGUACUUCAUCGAUCAAAGGGCCUGCGGAUCCUGUUGGGCCGUCGCUGCUACUGGAGCUUUGGAGAUGAGGGCUGAGAUCGCUCACAAGAAAGCCCCGAGCAUGCUAUCCUACAAAGAGUUGGUGGACUGUGUCGAGAAUCCCCAGCACUGCGGUGGAGAUGGUGGCUGCGGUGGGGCCACAGGGGAGCUGGCUUUCCAGUACAUCUCGCAGCAUGGUCUCUCGGCAAGUGAAUCAUACACCGGUGACCGGGAAGCGACCGAGCGCUGCAAGACAGGCUCUCGAUCAGCAGUGAUCAAAGCCAACAGUUUCGUGAAGCUUCCGGUGAACAAGCUAAACCCGCUCAUGAUGGCGAUUCAGCACGGACCAGUCGUCGUGUCCGUGGAUGGUGGACCUUGGGGAAGCUAUGAGUCCGGAGUGUUCAACGGCUGUCGCAGGGAUGCCACCGUCAACCAUGCAGUCCUGCUGGUUGGGUACGGCCAUGAUGCAACAGUCAACAUGGACUACUGGUUGGUCCGCAACUCAUGGGGGGAGUGGUGGGGCGAGAAUGGCUUCAUCAGGGUCCUGCGACAUUCGUCCGACGAGGGAGAUGCUGGAUACUGUGGGACGGACUAUGACCCGAAGCAAGGAGUCGGAUGUGACGGAGGACCAACUACCUUGCCGGUUUGCGGCAUGUGUGGAAUCUUAUCCGAUUCAGUAUACCCUGAUGGCGUGAACUCCUUCUGA
Messenger RNA from Symbiodinium necroappetens, 1134 nucleotides. Lineage: Eukaryota; Dinophyceae; Suessiales; Symbiodiniaceae. The record is from the annotation of a GenBank genome assembly.